AGUUGCUCGUGCCCGGCCAACCUCCUGAGGGUGCGGUCGAUCAACUCUCGGACGAUGGAAACUACGCUAACCUUUUGUGCAGAUCUACAGGGGUUGCCCGCAGAUGCUUCCAAUGCUCAGCUCAAGACAAUUCAUGGCGCUCUCACAAAGCAGGGAGAUGCUCUGCAGGAGGUGGCAAAAACUUUUUCUCAAACGACGGACCAAGAUGGUGGUGUGGCGGCGGCCAACAGCCCUCUAAUCGCAGCAGCUAUGGAGCACACCAAGCUGGCAUCUCUCGGCAGCCUGCAUCUUCUUGCCGCCCAGGCAGAGGUACUCACCCCGCAAGAAGUGCCUGCGUUCAUUGACGUGACUCUGGCCUUCCUGGAGCACUGCAACUGGCACCAGGUCACGAUCGCGCCGAAACACCUCGGCAGCGUAUGCAAAAAGUUUGGCCAAGUGUGCAUCUCGGAGGGGAGGGCAUCAGAGGCGCUCUUGCCGUUGCGAAGUGCUGCAAUCAAGAUGGACGGUGACAGGUCAAGCCUCACGCCGCUACACCCAGAGUUUCUGCAGUGCUGCAUUGCGGCAAAGUGCUACAGUCUCGGGGCUCGGUUUAUGGACGACCGGCCUAUCUUCGGGGUUGAACCCGUGGCGACGGGUCUUACCCCAGUACACUUUUUACGGCACUUCUACUACGGAGGAAUAGUGUACGUUGGUGCAAAGCAAUGGAAGGACGCCUUGGAUAGCUUCCUGAUGCUCCUCACCAUCCCGGCGAACGUGUUGAGCUCCCUUGUGGUAGAGGGGUACAAGAAGAUGAUGCUGGUGUCCCUGAUCAUUUCUGGAAAAGUUCCACCUCUCCCCAAGUACGCGUCCAAUUCCGUCACGCGCCACCUGAAGAGCCACACUUCUGACUACGAAGCCCUGGUGUCAUGCUUCCAGGUGGGAGAUGUCAAGGGGCUCAACGCGGCGGUGGUUGCAGGAAGUGAGAAGUUCAGCCAGGAUGGCAACAUGGGGCUCGUGAAGCAGGCAGUGACCGCCCUCACCAAGCGGAAAAUAACCGAGCUCACUCAUACCUACAUCACACUACCUUUGAGUGAUAUCUCCGAUAAGGUUGGACUGGCACACGCUGACGAUGCUCAAGGCUACAUCUUGAACAUGGUGGAGGCUGGGGAAAUAUGCGCCCAGAUCGCGUACCCCGCUGGAACGGUGCACUUCCGGGAAGACACCAACACGCUUUCGUCGACAACCAUGACGGCGCGGUUGGAGGCUGACUUGCGAAGCACUGCAGAGCUGACAGAAAGAGUUCGGAAGCUGGAGGCCAGGUUGAUCGUCAACCCAGUUUUCAUCCAGAAGAUGGUCGGCGAUCACUCUCUGCCCGGCGCUGGCCUGGGAGCCGCGGCCGGAUACUCAGCCUCGUGGGACGACAUUGGCAUGGGAGAUUGAUUGAACAUGACUAUGGCUUUCGCGUGGGAGAUUCGGUGCCUUUUGUCUGGCUGAUGGCGGCUUCGUUGUGCGAACAUGCGCAUUAGAUGUAGUGGAGCAUGUGAAACCGGUGGUUGCUGGUGUUUGACCAAUGAAACAACCGCGCGCGAAUAUGAUGUGCCGGAUGGGCUGCAAUAGGUUGAGCGUGCAUGUCAUGAAGACCCUGCAUGGCUGCGUCGGCUGUGUGCUGGUGUUUCUCCGCCUUGAAGUAUCCACGUGCUUGAUCAUGCUUAACUUUUUAUGGCCAGCAAGCAGCCUGCUACGCUUAUGACAAUAGAGACAACACUCUGCUAUACGGUGGUCGCUUCAGUUCGUGCAUAACCGCAAUAAAUACUGCUGCUGUUGCAU
This is a messenger RNA of Ectocarpus sp. CCAP 1310/34, 1806 nucleotides long. The record is from the annotation of a GenBank genome assembly. NCBI's taxonomy places the organism in Eukaryota, Phaeophyceae, Ectocarpales, Ectocarpaceae.